Messenger RNA from Adineta ricciae, 909 nucleotides. NCBI's taxonomy places the organism in Eukaryota, Metazoa, Rotifera, Eurotatoria, Adinetida, Adinetidae. The record is from the annotation of a GenBank genome assembly.
AUGAGUCAAUCAUACACCAACGGACAGAAAUCAAAUCAAUAUGGAAGAUAUUCAUCCGUAUCGAAUGAUGAAUACAAUCAUUCACUUAACAAUGCAGCUGCAUUAUCAUUACAAGGAUUUGUAGACGAUAUUCCCUUUCAAAUCAAUAGCAAAUAUCAAACGAUUAUCGUUCCUAAUGUUGAUAUUCCUCAGUAUGCUACAAGUAAAAUUCGUGAUAUUCUUGCUGAACCGAUUGAUUUUACAUUGGAGAAGAAAGUUCUAUUGGAAGCAUUAGAAGAUGUACAACGUAAAAAGAAAGAAAUUGAAGCAGAUACAUUGCGUCAACAGCAAGUAUCAUCACCUUCCACAACAGUCACGACAAAUGUUCAACCAAUCAAUUCUAUCCCAGUUCUCUCCCAUCCACACACGACAACGGUUCCUUUUCCUGUCAAUUAUAUGCCGCCACCUCCACUACCGCAUUUAUCAAAUGCUCAUCCUCCAGUACACAUACCGGUUCCUAUUCAAACGUCCUUCCCAGUAACACCUGCUCCUCUUCCUCUACCAGUGUCAAGUAAGCCUUCUAUAUCUCCUUCGUAUCAUCUGCCAUCGGUACGAGACAUAUACUAUCCUGAUGUUAAUCGACAAGCUUAUACCGUACCGGUGAGCGUUCCAUCAAUCAUACCAUCGAAUACGUUAAGUCUACCAACGCCUAUUCAUUCAACAGACUCUUCACCUAAUUCAGUCAAACAGAACAAUCGGUCAUUUAAUAACUGUGAUUCAACUGCUACGAACGAUUUAACUGCGACAUUCGAUGGCGCAUUGGGUUCAGAUGAUCCAUUUCAUGAUGCUGAACUGAAAUCAUUGAAUGAUGCUGCCGAAUUAAGACAUCUGUAUACGGCAAUUGCGACGGCCAACACGAUUCGACGAUAA